CCCCCUCGCAGCCUUCGUGUUCUGUCGCAUCCAUCUAGCAGAGCACCCGUCCUGCCUCGGCCCCACCUGCCCGGGCAGCCGAUGGCUGGUGCUUGCCCACGUCCCCUGGUGAAGAUGGGCUGGGGAAACCGCGGGGCCUCUCCUGCCCUCUUCUUCUGGGAUAUCCCCGCUGCCCAGCUUUACAAGGGGUUUCCCAUCGCCCGGAGUCCUGCCCUCUGCUCCGGGAUCACCGGGUCAGUUUAAUGAGUUAACGCUGGCGCAGCAGUUCUGGAGGGGUAAGUGCUGUGUAAGCACUGAGUCUCCCGUUUUGGGCUUCCAGCAGCCCGGCUCUGCUGCCCAGAGCACCGAUAACCGCCCGGGGCACAAGGGGCCGGCUCAGACCGACCCCUGGGGGCAGAGGGGACUCUGUGAAGGGACAGUGAAACUCCAGCCUUGGAGCGAGGCAGCUCAAGUGGCCGAGGGGGUGGUGAGGGCAGGGGCAGACUCUCGGCAUGGCUCGGCCAGGAAGGAUUUUCGGGAAGGAGCCCCGGGCUGAGGAGCUGCCCAUCUUUCCCGUGACGGGAGCAGGACGGUGGCAUGGGUCCGGCAGUGCCCAUCUCAGUGCUGUGACCCUGGCAGCCAGCCGGGCUCGGCGGGACACAGACCUGCAUCCUCCCCGUCGUCCGUCCGUCCCGCUGUCUCCUCCCAGCUGUGAGCCCGCAAGGAGUGGCAGCUGGGGGCUAUAUAAAGGCAGGGAAACCUCAGCCAGCUCAAAAGAAAGUCUUGGAUCUUGUGUUCUCCCUUCCUCCUGCCUUCACGUGAUUCAGCUUCCCCACGCCGGGAGCCGAGGACAAGCCUCGCUGUACGAGAUGGCUGCCGGCAGCUGCCUCCUUCUCCUCCUGCUGCCCUCGUUGGUCAUAGCCUUGCACAGCUCUCCGGGCUGUAAGAUCCGGAUUACUUCCAAGGGACUGGACCUGGUGAAGCAGGAGGGGCUGCGCUUUGUGGAACAGGAGCUGCAGAACAUCACAGUGUCAGACCUGCAUGGAAAUGAGGGACAGUUCCAGUACAACAUCAGCCAAGUCAAGGUGACAGACCUGCAGCUGGCCUUUGCGGACCUGAACUUUCAGCCCCAGCAGCACCUUGUCUUCAACAUCAACAAUGCUUCCAUCAGCCUACGCUUCCGCAGGCAGCUGCUCUACUGGUUCUUCUACGACAUUGGGUCCAUCAAUGCGUCUGCGGAUGGUGUCCACAUCUACACAGUGCUGCAGUUGGCCAAGGAUGAGGCUGGGCGCCUCAAGAUCUCCAAUAUGACCUGCAAUGCCUCCAUAGCCAGAAUGCAUGCUGGCUUUUCUGGCACUCUCAGGAAGGUCUAUGAGUUCUUGAGCACCUUCAUCGUCACAGGGAUGCGCUUCCUCCUCAGCCAGCAGAUCUGCCCAUCCCUGGAGCAUGCCAGCAUGGUGCUGCUGAACUCUUUGCUGGACACAGUGCCUGUGAGGAACUAUGUGGAUGAGCACGUUGGGAUUGACUACUCCCUCCUACGGGAUCCAUCCAUCUCCACUGACACCCUUGACCUCGACUUCAAGGGCAUGUUCUUCCCUCGGGUGAGAGAGGACCAGGAGCUGGAGAACCACGCGGUGGAGCCGGUGAUUAAGGAGACUGAACGCAUGGUUUAUGUUGCCUUCUCUGAAUAUUUCUUCGACUCAGCCAUGCACUCGUACUUCCAGGCAGGAGUGCUGACCAUAGAGCUCCAGGGGGAGAAGGUGCCCAAGGACCUGGAGGUUUUACUGAGAGCCACAUUCUUUGGAACAAUCUUCAUGCUGAGCCCUUCUGUGGAUGCUCCGCUGCGGCUCGUGCUGCAGGUCUCUGCUCCUCCCCGCUGCAUCAUCAAACCCUCGGGGACCUCAGUCUCUGUCUCUGCUUUCCUGAACAUCUCCCUGGUGCCCCCGGACCGUCCUCCUGUCCAGCUCUCCAGCAUGGCCAUGGAAACCAAGCUGAGUGCCAAGGUAUUUCUGCAAGGGAAGGCAUUGCGUGUGCAGCUGGACCUAAGACGGUUUCGCAUCUAUUCCAAGCAGUCAGCGCUGGAGUCACUUGCGCUGUUCUCACUGCAGGCCCCACUGAAGACCCUGCUGCAACUGACCAUCAUGCCCAUCAUUAACGAGAGGACAAAGAAGGGGGUGCAGAUCCCACUGCCUGAAGGCAUGGACUUCACCAGGGAGGUGGUCACCAAUCAUGCGGGAUUCCUCACAGUGGGAGCUGAUCUCCACUUCUCCAAGGGGCUUCGGGAGGUGAUUGAGAAAUACCGCCCAGUGCCAACUGCUUCUGCCUACUCCAGCUCCCAGCCCACAGAGCCCAGCCUGGACCCCAGCUCACUCUAGCCCUCCUCCCUGGACCAAGGGCAGAUCCUGGGCUGGACCCAUAGACUGUAGGUAGGAAGCAGCUUCCCUGGUACCACCAGCACAUUGUCAGGGCUUCCAGGCCCUGGUGGGGCGCAGCAAGGUGGAGAGGGUGCUCUGGGAACCCCUGCUGCACCCCUGCUCAUUACACUAAUAAACCACCUGACUCCAACCACA
This is a messenger RNA of Cyanistes caeruleus (blue tit), 2549 nucleotides long. RefSeq names its product phospholipid transfer protein (gene PLTP). Gene Ontology annotation, biological process: high-density lipoprotein particle remodeling; phospholipid transport; ceramide transport. NCBI's taxonomy places the organism in Eukaryota, Metazoa, Chordata, Aves, Passeriformes, Paridae. Gene Ontology annotation, molecular function: phosphatidic acid transfer activity; ceramide transfer activity; phosphatidylethanolamine transfer activity. The record is from RefSeq and is a predicted model, not a curated record.